UACUUAAGGCCUUUCAAGCGUUCGCUUCCGACCGGGUAAGACGUGCCAAACAACUUCUGGCAAUCUCCGGCAUUCGAAUCUGAUUCUCUGUCAGAAAACCAAGACAGCAGCGAACCCUUCUCCAGUUUUCAAUGAAUAACAUUAGCACUUUUGCUGUCUGUUUAUUAUGGACUGUCGUGGCUUUUGCUGCCGGUACCUGCCCGCAGUGGGAUGCUGACACACCUUGCAUAUGCAGUGAGGCACAAGAUGGCCUGAUGGUCCAAUGUACGGGUCCAGCACAAAAUCAGAAAAUUAUCUCAGCUCUGGAAGCAAUAAGGCCUACAGAUAUUUGGAAUCUUCAAUUAGAAUAUGUAGAUCUAGAAGAACUACCCCCGUCAAUUAGGACUGUUUCAUCUUUGCGCCUCACAAACUGCAAUCUCGGACGUCUGCAAAAGACAACCCCUCUAGUUUGGCCCAAGCUGAACGAGGUUGUAUUCGAAUCUUUGAAGAUUAGAGACAAUCCGUGGCCGCAGUUGAAAGGAGCUCAAGUACUUAAGUCGAUAAAAGUCAGUGACUUUACUAUGAUGCGUACCAUUGGUCAGAACUUUAAGGGUGUGUCCGACAGCGUGGAGUAUUUGGAUAUCAGGAAAACUGGGACAACCAGGCUAGAGUCAGGAGCCAUGAGUCACCUGAAAAAUCUGCGUUAUGUAUUCAUUGCUGAUAUGCCCCUAAGUGAAUUUCCAAGAGAUUCUCUUCCAGCAGAGUUGCCACAGCUGCAUACUUUCAUCGUUGGGAAUACCCUGAUUUCUCAACUGGAACCCAACUUUUUUGAUGGUAUGCCCAAAUUAGAAGUUUUGAUGCUAAACGGCAACAGGUUUUCAUCAUUAGACUCACAGCUAUUUAUGCCAUUAAAAAGUCACUUAGUUCAUCUGGUUGCUGAAAGAAAUCCUCUUCAAUGUGAUUGUAAUCUUCUCUGGUUAAACAAAAGUUUCCAAAGCAGACGUUCAAUAAAAGUAUUGGCAACCUGUUUUGACAAAUCAACACAAGAAUUUAGAGAAGUAAUGAAACUCAAUGAGAAUGAAUACUGUUCUUAAUUGCAUGAAAGAAGUCCGAGUUCAAAUAGAAUAUAUGCAUCAACAUCAGUAAAUCUUGACUUUAGAAAAUAAGAUCUUGUAAAGUCAUCAUUUUAAAUGUACAGAGAAAAAAAAAGAAAACUGGGAUACAUCAACACCACAUGAUUUGAAAUAAAAAUCAUGACUGUAA
Molecule: messenger RNA, 1242 nt
Organism: Argiope bruennichi
Lineage: Eukaryota; Metazoa; Arthropoda; Arachnida; Araneae; Araneidae
Product: protein slit-like
Exons: 3
Coding region: 132-1073 (313 amino acids)
Molecular function (GO): protein binding
Source: RefSeq, a predicted model, not a curated record